Alosa sapidissima (American shad) is the source of this 2160-nucleotide messenger RNA. RefSeq names its product SH3 domain binding glutamate-rich protein (gene sh3bgr). The transcript is spliced from 13 exons. The record is from RefSeq and is a predicted model, not a curated record. Lineage: Eukaryota; Metazoa; Chordata; Actinopteri; Clupeiformes; Clupeidae. Bases 139 to 948 code for a protein of 269 amino acids. Gene Ontology annotation, cellular component: cytoplasm.
CUCGUUGGUGUGGUUGAUGCACGCAGUACAGCCUGCACUGUGCGUUUCGAUUAACGAGAGUGAAGGCUAACGUUACAGGCUGUGUCUUUUAAGAGAACUUUAGUGGGCUCUCUUCACAAAUCACAGUCUAACAUCAAGAUGGUUAUUAAAGUAUUUCUAGCCUCUUCAUCGGGAUCCACAGCGAUCAAGAAGAAGCAACAGGAUGUUCUGGGCUUUCUUGAAGCUCUCAAAAUCGACUACACACAGCUGGACAUCGCCUGCAACGAGGAGAACCGCAGGUGGAUGAGGGAGAACGUCCCUGGAGAAAAGAAACCAGAGAACGGCAUUCCUCUUCCUCCACAGAUCUUCAACGAGGAGAGCUACUGCGGGGACUAUGAAACAUUUUUUGAUGCUAAGGAAGACAACGAUGUCUACACCUUCCUGGGGAUUCCACCUCCACUUGGCUUUAAGGCAGCUCAGCAGGUGGUAGAACCUGUUUCCCAGAACGGAACCAAUGCUGAGGAACCCCUGGAUGAUGACUCGACAAAAAAGGGGGUGCCAACGGAGGAGCAAAACGGACAUGCUGAGGGGGAGCAGGUGAAGGAGGAGGAGGCAGCUCCCGCGGAGGAGGACGCAGCGCAAGAGGAGGCCGAGGAAGAGGCACCUGCAGACGCUCCGGCAGAAGAGGUUGAGAAGGAGACAACAGAAGCUGCCGCCGAAGAGGAGGAGGAGGAAGAGGAGGAGGAGGAAGAGGAAGAGGAGGCAGCGGAAGACGAGAGUAAAAGAGGUGUAGAGGAGGAACCCCAGGAGGUUGAGGGAGAAGCCGAAGAUGAAAAGGGUGAAGACGAUCAACCCAUGUCCGAGGGAGAAGAGGAUUUGAUGUCCGAGGAAGAAGAAGAGCUCCGGAAGCUUGAGGAUGAAGAAGAGGCCCAGGAGUCCGAGGAAGAAGAGGAGGAGGAGGAAGACUAGAGGUCACGACCUGGAGUGGAUAAGGAUUUCUGAUUUUGUCGUCAAGCUUGGAGUGUCCCGUCCCCACCUAGCCUGUGCCCCAUCCUCGCUGAAACUCCAAGAUCCCCUUCCCCUCCUCCACACACGCACGCACACACACACACACACACACACACCUCAUUGGACACAAGCCCUGGCUGAAGCCCUGCUGACCAAUGAAGGCCUUCAUACCUCUGGACCCUCGAGAUCUCCCAGUGGACACAGAAACACGAAAACUCAAUUCUUUUGUUGCUGUUGCUGCUGUGUGAUCCCCCCCCCCCCCCCUAGAUUGUUCUGCUGCUGAUGAUGGCGGUGGCAGCUGCCAGCUUUUGGGUUUAAUCCAGAAGAAUACAGACAAUAACUCAUACUUAGAAUCUCACAUCAGACUUUCAAAUCUGUUAGAACACUUUCCUUUGUUGUACAUACAAAAAAAAAUAGAAUAGAUUUUUCUAAAAAAAAAAGUGUUUCUUACCCUUAUGUUGUCUGAUCAAUAAUGCUGUUACCAUGGUAGCCAUCAUACAUCUGAAUCGGUUGUUGUCUUGGACACAGGCCUUCAUUUUAGCUCACUUGAAUUUACUUUUGUUCUGAUGAGUGAAUGUUUUAUACCGCUGUGAAUGAACGUGAUCAUAGCACUGCCAAACACAGUCUCUACACCACAACCACUAGGUUCUGAGUAUUUAAAUAACAUUACAAGUUCUCUGUUGGUACACACUCCCACAAAGGACAUUUGUUUUUAUAUGCUUAGAACCUUAUGAUGAGGGUCAGGAGUUCUGGGGAACUAUCUACAUGGUUCUAGAGUCUUGUGAUACUUUGUGGAUUGGUUCUCUGGUGGUGUCCCUCUUCUAGUACCUUCAAAGGGUUCUAAGUAAUUGUUUGGUCACUGUGGUUUGGUUUUUCUGAGAGUGUAGAGGAACAACCCGUCAGGUUUGUACCCAUGACAAUGACGUGACUUUUAAACUGAAGUAGAGACAGAAUCACUAACAGUUAUGUUAACGUAUAGACACACAUAUGAUUCUGUAGGCUGUAUUGUAUUGUCUUGUCUUGUCUUGUCUUGUCUUGUCUUGUCUUGUCUUGUCUUGUCUUGUCAUGUCUGUCUGAUUGUCGAUUGCACUUAUUGAAUGUAGUAGGCAGAGGUGAAUAAACAAGCGGCCUUCUAAACGUCAAUAAAACAUAAGAGUGGUGUACGCAAGGCUG